GCAGACAGCAGGAAGAGUUUAGGAUUAACUUGAGAAUUAGCAAAGUCAGAAAGCUUAAUAAGUACAGCAUGGGCCAAAGAACCAGCUAUGCCACUGGGAGCUGUAAUAGUUCAGCUCCUCAUUGGAUCAUCACCAGGGGAAAGAAAGUAGAGCCUGGGUUUAAAGACGUAUUUCUAAUCCACCCCACAUUCCCUUUCCCUGGCCAAUGUUAGAAGAAUUUUCUAAGAAAACACCGGGCAAGACUACCGCCAAACUUCUAUCCAGCAGCCAUUCCUGUUCCCACCCUUCUCAUCCCUUUACAACUCCCCACCACCGUCAUUUUCCCAAUUUUGCCGCUAUACCUUCCAGCUCCAAUUUCAGACUUCCUUUCCUGCCCCUGACAUUUGGCUUGCCUUGGCAAUCUCCUUCCUCCCAUCCAUCAAGGAAAGAAAAAGGCUUCCUUAGUUGAAUUAGAGCUGAAUUUAUGAGGUUCCAGCAAGUCUGUGAGAAAAUGUGUGAAUUCCAGUUGUAUGAGUGUCAUCCAAGACAGCAGUGGAGAACCAGACACCUUGAAGUGGUACUUUCCCUUUGUCACAACAAGUGCUGUGCACCUGUCUCCUGCCUGAGGCGGUGACAGGAUUUGUUGAAGGGACUCUGGGCUAUGGCACUCAGGAGAGCAGGAAGGACAUGGGAGAUAUUAGGGAUCAUCAUGAGCUCUCCAAAGGCAGGGCACUGUGAAACCAAGCACCAACCCCGCCCAGAUGCUUAUCAGACUUGCAGUGACAUCUACAAUCUUCCUGACAUUCUUUGCAAAAGACAAAUAGGCAAUAAUUUCCUUAGUUUCAACAGGUGUAGUCAAAUUGCUGCUUACAGCAUGAUACCAACCCAUUUGUGUCUUUGAUUAGUCAUCCACCGAGGCAAACUAUAUUUAAAUUAAGGAAAUCUGCUAGAAUAGAAGGUGCCCCACCUUCUUAAGAAGUUUCAUUUGACUGGUCUUCAUUUCUUGGCUGGUAACUUCCUCUUUUCACCACACCUACUGUUACUGGCAGAAAAAAAAGCAAGCAAACUGCUGUCAGAGCCAGCAGACACAUGCCAGAGAAAUUGUGGGAUCCUUCAAAUCUCUUACCUGUAGAAGUUCCAUGUGGAAGUCCAUAUGCUGAGGCUGUGUGUUGUGUUCAUCUACCUUUUGUAUGGGGUGAAAACAGAUCCUCAGGAGAUAUGUCCUGCAUUCACAGCCCUUGGCUUCGGGAAUGCUUUGAUAGGGACAGAGCUGAAAGUGAAGCUGCUGCUCCACACCCGGCAGAACCCAACCUGUGCCGAGGAGCUCCACUCAACAGCCUCCAAGUACCUUGAUGUGACCAAGAAAACAACCUUCAUCAUCCACGGGUACCGACUCACAGGUUCUGCCCCGGUCUGGAUCCCUGACCUGGUGCAUCUCCUGCUUUCUGUAGAGGACAUGAACAUCAUCGUUGUGGACUGGAACCAGGGGGCAACAACUCUCAUCUACAGCUAUGCUUCCAGGAAGUGCAAAAGAGUUGCUGAGAUUCUGAAGAAACUUAUAGAUGAAAUGUUGAUUGAUGGAGCGUCCCUUGACUCCAUGCACAUGAUAGGAGUGAGUCUGGGAGCACACAUCUCCGGCUUUGUGGGACAGAUGUUUGAUGGCACGUUGGGAAGAAUCACAGGCCUUGACCCUGCGGGCCCCUUGUACAGGGGGACGGCGCCGAGCGAGAGGCUGGACCCCACGGACGCGCAGUUUGUGGAUGUCAUUCACUCCGACACCGACGGACUGGGUUACGAAGAAGCACUGGGCCAUGUCGACUUCUAUCCCAACGGCGGGACUGACCAACCAGGCUGUCCACUGACAAUAUUUUCUGGAUUGCAGUAUUUUAAAUGUGACCACCAGAGGUCUGUUUUCCUGUUCCUGUCCUCCCUGACACAGAGCUGCAAUAUCACCACAUACCCAUGCAACUCAUACAGGAAUUACAGGAAUGGCAAAUGCACCAGCUGCGAACCCUUCUGGCCCAUGCCAUGCCCUAUCCUAGGUUAUUAUGCCCAUGAGUGGAAAAGCUAUUUAACACAACAGAGCCAUCCAGUGACAAGUAUGUUUUUCGACACAGCGGACAAAGAGCCAUUUUGCAUCUAUCACUACUUGGUGGAUGUUAUCACAUGGAACAAAGAUACCAGGAGAGGCACCUUCAGCGUCAUGCUAGCUGAUGAAGCUGGGAGGAAGGCAGAAUCAAAAGUUAAUCCAGAAGCUGCCACCUUCCAGCAGUACAAACAAAUCACUUUGCUCAUUGGGUUUGACCAGGAUCUUGAAAAUGUGGAAAGAAUUUCCUUGACAUUUUCCACGGGAUCUAUCAUUGGCCCAAAAUUCAAACUCAGGAUUCUCCAAAUGAGGUUCCGCCCACUGACAAACCCAGAAAGACCCCAGUUGUGCCGAUACGACCUGGUCCUGACUGAGAACAUCCAGAAAACCUUCAAGCCCAUCCCAUGCUGAAGCAGGAUGUCCCGAGGAGGCUGUGCCUGGACAGACAUUUCACCACCGGGUGGGGCCUCACCUGGGGGCCCCGGGCACCUUCUGAGGGCACGGAGCAGCGGGACCCGCUCUCCACGCACAGUGUAUACUCGGGCUGGGGGAGCGACAAUAAACCAUGGUGGCACAUG
Molecule: messenger RNA, 2643 nt
Organism: Parus major (Great Tit)
Lineage: Eukaryota; Metazoa; Chordata; Aves; Passeriformes; Paridae
Gene: LIPH
Product: lipase H
Exons: 10
Coding region: 1133-2476 (447 amino acids)
Biological process (GO): lipid metabolic process
Molecular function (GO): carboxylic ester hydrolase activity; lipase activity
Source: RefSeq, a predicted model, not a curated record